AGUGAGUUUCCUCAACACCCCCUGUCACAGGCCCUCCAUCAAGCAUGUAUCAGCAGUCUGAAUAGGGUUUCAGGCGUGUCACGUUGUCUCAACGCACCCACGGUUUCACAGUCUCUACACGUGAAUAUUCAAACAGCUCUGAACAUGGUCUUCUUCAGGAUCCGGGGAACUCAGAAUCAAGAGGAGCACAAUUACAAUGAGGCAGCAGGUGUGGGGGAGAUCUGACGAAGCGUGUGGGCCUGUAGCGUGACACAGAGCUGGAGAUGAGGACCAUUCUUCCAGUGUGUGGAGGUGGUGAUGGAGGGGAGACCCGCGGCCUCCGCGCCAAGGUGGGCAGGAUGAAGAAGCUGCUGUGGCCCAGGCCGAGUCACAGCAUGGGCGUCCACAUGGACACGCAGCCUGGAGUGUGGCUGACGAGCUUCCAGUUGCUGGACACUGAUGGACAGUAUGAGGACCCGGUGCAGGAGUGGGGGGAGGAGGAGGAAGAUGGGGCUGUGUUUGGCAUCACGCUGCGCAGGGAGCCCGUCCUGCCGGCCUCACACACAACAGAGCCUCCUGCAGCCUUCAGCUUUGUCCAGUACCACACAGUGAAGGUGCGCAGGCUGAAGGCCGCCACCCUGGAGCGUCUGGUCACCCACCUGAUGGACCCUGAGCACCAGGAGCCCAACUUUGUGCGUAUCUUCCUCUCCACCUACAGGGCCUUCACCUCCACCAGCACCCUCAUCGAGCUGCUGUUUCAGAGAGAUGACUCAUUGGCCAGCCUGGAUAACACAGUCUGCCCACGCAGUACCUUACCCCCGGUGAUCCGGCUGUGGCUGGAGGAGUACAGUGAAGACUUCCAUGAGCCCCCUCAGUAUCAGUCCAUCCGGCUGCUGUGCGUCCACUUGAGACAUCGCCCCUGCUUCAGACGCUUGGCCCAGUCUGCUGAGACCCUCCUCAAGAGGCUCCAGGAACAAGAUUGCACCAAGUCUGCGUCAGAGCACAGCAGUCAGUCGUUGCAGCAGGACCGUGGAGAUCAGGAAGACAGAGGAGAGAUGUCCACCAAGGAGAAAGACAAAUGCAAAUUUAUGGACUUCCCCGUGAGAGAGGUGGCAGAGCAGCUGACCAGAUUGGACGCUGAUCUAUUUGUCAGAGUGGUGCCCUUCCACUGCCUGGGCUGCGUCUGGUCCCAGCGCGACAAGAAGGAAAACCGAAACCUGGCACCCAGCGUCCGCGCCACCAUCUCCCAGUUCAACGCCAUCACCAACCGUGUCAUCACCUCACUCCUCUGCCCGUCCUCUCCCAGCCCUUCUACCUCCUCUCCCAUAUCAUCACCCAGCUCCUCCUCUGCCUUCCUGUUCCCCUCCACUGCCCCGAGCUCACCUCGCAGCGCACACACCAGCCCCACCCACAGAGCGCGCGUCAUCGAGAGGUGGAUCGCUGUCGCUCAGGAGUGCAGACAGCUGAAGAAUUUCUCCUCUCUGAGGGCCAUCCUUUCAGCGCUGCAGUCCAACGCGGUGUAUCGCCUGAAGAAGACCUGGACUGCUGUCAGCAGGGAAAGCAUGGCCACCUUUGACCACUUGUGUGAGACCUUCCCUGAUGAGAACUGUGUGCUGAUCAGCAGAGAGAUCCUGGAGGAGGAUGGAAGUCACUCAGAUGGUUCCAAAUCGCCCCGGCUCUGCUCAGCGGCCAAGCAGAUGAGCUUCAGCAGUGGUGUGGUGCCGUACCUCGGCACCUACCUGACGGUGCUCACCAUGCUGGAUACGGCACUGACUGACACUGUGGAGGGUGGACUCAUUAACUUUGAGAAGCGCAGGCGGGAGUUUGAGAUUCUCUCUCAGAUUCGGCAGCUUCAGGCUUCCUGUUCCCACUACAGCCUUCCAGUGAACCCUCGCAUCACUGCCUGGCUGCAGGCACAUACGCUGCUCACAGACCAGGAGAGCUAUGAGCUGUCUCGUGACCUGGAGCCUCCAGUUGACCCCUGUCCCUGCUCUCCCAACUCAUGGAGCAGUCGCCUGCUCACUAAGAAACUCGCCUCGCUGCGAACAGCCAGCGACAGCUCCCUGAGGAAGACGCACGCUGACCAGAUCAGUGUGUCCUCUUCUGGCUCCAGCAGUUCGGACAUGGAGGAGCUCUCCGCCCCCCAGCCUUCCCCCCUCAGGCUCAAACUCAAGUCUCUCUCAGGUUCUCUUCACAAUGUUGCAGGGGAUUUCUCCUCCGUGUCCAUGUCCUCCCCCUCUUCCAGUCUUUCCAGCUCCUCCUGCAGCUCGUCACAGCCGGACCUCAGCUCUUCUUCUCUUGUUCUGAACCCUGAGUCGUCACUGUUGUCCGGCUGCUCUCCUCAGGCUGCGCUGCCUGUCUACAACAAACAGGUAGCUGACUCGUGUAUCAUCAGGGUCAGUGUGGAGAGUGUCAGCAAUGGGAACGUCUACAAGAGCAUACUGCUGACCAGUCAGGACCACACGCCCCAGGUGAUUCAGAGGGCUAUUGAAAAACACAACAUGGAGGAUGUCAGCUGUCAUGAUUUCAGCCUCUGCCAAAUGCUCAACAAUGGGAAAGAGCUCCAGAUCCCCGACAAAGCCAACGUAUUUUAUGCCAUGAACACCUCCGCCAACUAUGACUUUGUGCUGCAUCAGCGCUGGAGGAGCCACAUGAAACAUCUCAGCUCCUCUUUCAGCCCUGGGGCUCAACCCAAGAGCCGCCAUGCCAAGUGAAAGGCUGAAGAAGUUUGUUCUGCCUGAAUGUUAGGAGUACGUCUGGAAGACAAAGGAGCUGUCUGUCUGCAACAACAGGCCGGCAACGCAUCUGUGGCCAUUUGUGUUGAGAUUUUCACUGUACAGCAGAUAUGAGCCACUACACCACACAGUCUCCUGAGAAACCUCUAUUGGUUCUAGUGAAAAAUAACUAUAAGGAGCCAUCGUUGAGACGCAGGGAGCAGAGGGAAAUGUCCAAGUGUGCUGAGGAGCAACAUCAAGAAGAAAGAGAGAAACAAAGCAGGACUUUGAGAAAGAAAUUUAAAUUUUGUAUUCUCGUUUUGUUCUCCACCAUACAUCAACACCUUUUGCAUAAAUGAAACACUAUUUACCUGGGACAUUUUUUCCUGAGACACACACACUUGUGUCAUUGUGGACAAAUGCACAUUAUAUUGUGGGUUAUUGCACAUCAUAAACUGAACAGCACUUCAGGUUUCACUGCAGCUAAGUACAAACAUCGGGAGGAGCUUCCCUGAGAAGACAGUCAUGAAUCGACACAUCAUAUUGUCCUGUUGGAGAGGAUGUGGCUGCAGAAACAGUCAGAGACGUGGGACGUUUUCUUCAGCCUGUGUGGUUGAAUGACUAACCGACUCUUUUAAUUACACCAAUCAGAGCAGGGCUAAGUGACUAAGUCGGGAUGCUCCCUGUUGCCUGAUGAGUAAGCAUUCCCGAACAGAUCCGGGUAAGAUGUGAAAUCAGUCUGAUUUCAGCCGUGCUUAGCGCACUGAAGAACGGUGAGAGUGUUUGAAACACUCUUUGGACCCCUCUGAGAGUCGUUAAAAGUAUUUGGUCGCCUUCUAGUUGAGUAUUUAAAUGUUUUAAUGUAACUUGAUGUAAUUUUAUCAACUUAAUUUAUUCAAUGCAUUCCAGUAUUCAGCUUUUAGGGCAAAAUGUUUUUCUUUGUUGUUUGUCUGUUUGUUUUGGAUGCUCUCUUUAGUGUGCAAUACUCCACUGUUUUUAGACAUGAAUGUAGUUGCUGUGGCAUCUAAUAAGCAAAAAUUGGUGGCUUUUAACUGUGCUCUUAUUAAAUGAAGGAGAGGAGUAUGUAAGCAUGAUGUGCAUAUGUGGCAAUGUUUACACAGUGGUCUAGUUUGGCCUGAGUCCAUGUGCGAGGGUUUCAGGAGGAGUUGGAUAACUCAGCUAGAGGUGUCUCUGUUGUAUUUUCCUCCCUGAUGACAAAGGCUGUGAUUCAAGCGAGGCUGUUAAUCAUUACAGUCUGUAACACAGGCUAACUUAAAGAACAGCAGGGCCUCUACACUGAGUGGUAUACAGUUCACGUCGCACAUGUGACUCUGCCAAUGAGAUGAAUCUGAAGAAUGGUUCAUGUAUGUGAAAAUGAAGUGUCCCAGUAUGUGAAUGUGACUCGACACAUAAGAUCAUCUCAGUGAUGUGAAAUCCCUCACAAAACAUUAAGGUAGAUUUCUGCAAAUAUUAAAAGUGAAACCUGGUCUUUUUUUCAGUCAGUGGAUGAUGUGCACAGUGUGGUUCACAUGCCUGUUUAACAUGAACAAAAAACACACUGAUGUUGCCCUUCAGGUUUGUGCAGGAUUUCGCAUCACUGGGUGCAGCUUUAAUGCUGCUGUGGUUUGUCAGAAGUCAGGUUGGUAUGAAAAGUCUGGCAGCUGUAAUAUGUAAUAUGAAGGAGUCUUCAGCAUAACUUCUGCUGUGUAUCUGUUUGUCUCCGUUUGUUAGCCUUUAUGUUCAGUAGGCUUUCGUUCUCAUUCACUCCACCGCAUGUUUGAAAUGUAAGUGUUAACAAGUCAACAUUACUGUAUGCGAGUUGUAAUUCAAGUCCAUUUGUCUUUAUUCUAAUAUUGUAUUUCAACAGAUUCUUUAUUUUUUAAGCAUAAUCUAAGCACUUGCUGUUCAUAAUUAGUAUUAAAUAUCCAAUAAUAAAGCCAAUUUGCUAUUUAUCAUAAAGCCUCAAUUGUAA
This is a messenger RNA of Scatophagus argus, 4665 nucleotides long. It is a transcript of the gene rgl3a, whose product is annotated as ral guanine nucleotide dissociation stimulator-like 3a. The transcript is spliced from 19 exons. The record is from RefSeq and is a predicted model, not a curated record. The coding region runs from base 264 to 2693 and encodes 809 amino acids. Lineage: Eukaryota; Metazoa; Chordata; Actinopteri; Scatophagidae. Gene Ontology annotation, molecular function: guanyl-nucleotide exchange factor activity. Gene Ontology annotation, cellular component: plasma membrane. Gene Ontology annotation, biological process: positive regulation of GTPase activity; Ras protein signal transduction.